Messenger RNA from Nilaparvata lugens (brown planthopper), 1912 nucleotides. RefSeq names its product protein Mo25 (gene Mo25). Gene Ontology annotation, biological process: intracellular signal transduction. Bases 391 to 1428 code for a protein of 345 amino acids. Lineage: Eukaryota; Metazoa; Arthropoda; Insecta; Hemiptera; Delphacidae. Gene Ontology annotation, molecular function: protein serine/threonine kinase activator activity. The transcript has 9 exons. The record is from RefSeq and is a predicted model, not a curated record.
GCCCACUGCAAUCGAGAUCGUGAAAUUUUGAAGUAUGGAUGGAAUGAAAACUGUGAAAUCCUAUUGAUGUGUGAUCUUAAACCUGUGAUGUAUGCAAUUAUGUACAUUAACAGGAAGUAUUUUCAAUUACUUUAACAUUUUUGAAAAUAUCUUGACAGUGUAUUUAAACUUUAUUAUUUGUUAUUCGACCGUCUACAGUUUGUGUUACUUCAGUUUUCUUUUUACACUGAGAUAAUUUUUAAUGGUGGUGUGAUACUUCGUUGAUCUGUACAUCUAACAAGUGAGAUCUAAUUUUCUACGUUCUAAAUCUACUAGUGGUAGAAAAAUCAAUUAAUUCAUUGGCAUUGAUAGAUCUUUUACUUUUUCGACGUUUUAUAUUGAACAUAUGUUAUGUACAGUUUACUCACAAUGCCUCUCUUUGGAAAGUCUCAAAAAAGUCCUGCUGAGGUGGUUAAAGCAUUAAAAGAAGCAGUAAACUGUUUGGAGAGAGGUGACAAGAAAGCAGACAAGGCCCAGGAAGAUGUGAGUAAAAAUCUAUUACUAAUAAAGAACAUGCUGUACGGCACUUCAGACGCGGAGCCUCAGACCGACAUUAUAGUUGCUCAGCUGGCUCAGGAGCUCUACAACAGUAACCUCUUGCUUCACCUAAUUCACAACUUGAAUCGGAUCGACUUUGAAGGGAAGAAAGAUGUGGCUCAGGUUUUCAAUAAUAUAUUAAGACGACAGAUCGGUACUCGCUCACCCACUGUGGAAUACAUUUGCACCAAACCUGAGAUUCUCUUCACACUCAUGAAUGGAUACGAGCACCAAGACAUAGCACUGAACUGCGGUACAAUGCUAAGAGAGUGUGCCAGGUACGAAGCAUUGGCGAAAAUAAUGCUGCACUCUGAAGAUUUUUUCAACUUCUUUCGUUACGUUGAAGUUUCAACUUUUGACAUAGCGUCUGACGCUUUUUCUACCUUCAAGGAACUUUUGACACGUCAUAAACUAUUAUGUGCCGAAUUUCUGGAACUGAACUACGAUAAGGUAUUCACGCACUACCAGCGCCUUCUCAACUCUGAGAACUACGUCACCCGGCGUCAGAGUUUGAAGCUGCUCGGCGAACUGCUAUUAGAUAGACACAACUUCACCGUAAUGACUCGUUACAUCUCGAAUCCCGACAAUCUGAAACUGAUGAUGAAUAUGUUGAAAGAGAAGUCGAGAAAUAUACAAUUCGAAGCCUUCCAUGUAUUUAAGGUGUUCGUGGCGAACCCGAACAAACCGAAGCCUAUUCUGGAGAUCCUGCUGCGCAACCAGGACAAGCUGGUCGAGUUCCUGACCAAGUUCCACACGGACCGGUCCGAGGACGAGCAGUUCAACGACGAGAAGGCCUACCUCAUCAAGCAGAUAAAGGAGCUCAAGCCCCUCCCCUCGCCGCCCGACCACUAGCCCCGCCCUCCACCCCUGCAACAGGACACUAUGGAGGGAUGAAACGUAGUUCAAUUCUUAAUAUAAAUUAAGCUGUACAGUAUUUUAUUGAAGUAAUAAUAUAAAUAUCUAUGAGUUGUAUUCAUAAACAUCAGAAUGCUAUUACUGUAAAAAAUUCCCGUUUCUCAAUAUAUUUUCUCAGCGCAGACAUCUAUUGCCUUCUUAGGAGUGAACUAUGCUCAAAAAUGUAACCCUUAGAUUGUUUUUCUAAAUUAUGUUCUAUUAUUCUUCCAUAUCUUGAGUUUCAUUUUCGAUUUCAAACUUUUUGUCCAUCAAUGUGUGUUUUCGUUACUAUUUAUUCUUGUUUAGACUUCUUCAUCAGUGUUGUAAGUUAUUUAACAGGCUGUUAGAUUAGUAAUUAAAUUUAAUAACCUAAUUAGUGUAAUUUGUUUUACAAUUGAUAUUGUUUCUCAUUCUUAAUCGCCUUCAGAAGUUACAUUUCAAU